UAGUUAAAUUAUUUUUAGUCGUAGCUCAACAGUUAAAUCGCAAAGAACGCAAUGCAUCUUACCACUGCCUAUUUACUUCAAUUCAUUUUCAUAAUAAAGGAAUCUCAAACAGUUCAAGAAUUGAACUGUUUAAAUAGUUUUAAAAUAUCAGAGCUACUUCGCUUCAAACACUCUGUUGAUCUUUUGUCCUGCUCGCGUGAUCAGACGCCUCCAUCAUUACCAGCCCCUCUACAGGAAACAAUUAACAACACAAUUUCAACUAAUAAUAGAAGCCUCAUCAAUGAAGACAAUCCAUCAGCACUACCACUAACUAUUGCCAGAUCCUAUCCCGAGCCAUGGCAAGAGAAGCCAAGCAAGCUUCAAACACUUUUCCAAGUCAGCGUGACGGGUUUGGCUUUCCUUUCCUUUGGUGGAUAUCUAUUGUGUCUGAUCGUUCAAGCCAUCAAAAGCAAAGGCACAACUUACUUUCAUCCUGUUGCAACGGCCACAACCACCACAACCAACGGCCAACUCAAGAAAAUAAAAAUCUUCAGACGCAGUCGUAGGAUGGCUAACCGAACAACGGAGGAAGUGAAUAGCAGAAGUGGUUUGGAUGAUGAUGAUAAUUUGACUUUGGGUGGGCCGAAUCCGGAAGAUUUAUACAAGAUUUUGUUGAAUUUUGCUGAAGGCUAUGCUGGAACUUUAAGUGUCAACCGAUUUAAGUGAUCAAGUUUCAACUGAGUAAAGUAAUUUCAAAAAUAAAGAAAAGAAUAUUGUUGUGUCUGUGAAAUAAAAUAAGUUAAACAAUA
Eupeodes corollae is the source of this 788-nucleotide messenger RNA. RefSeq lists its product as uncharacterized. The transcript is spliced from 3 exons. Lineage: Eukaryota; Metazoa; Arthropoda; Insecta; Diptera; Syrphidae. Bases 52 to 705 code for a protein of 217 amino acids. The record is from RefSeq and is a predicted model, not a curated record.